GAGGAGGAGGAGGAGGAGGACAUCCCGGAACUUUACUUGCUGUCCGACGACGACCUCUCCUCUGAGGGCUCGGGGAAGUCGGUGGAUUACGGCUUCAUCACCGCCGUCACUUGCCUUGUGACCGGCAUCUCUUUGGUCGCCAUAUCCUACACGGUCCCCAGGGACGUCCGAGUGGACCCGGACAGCGUGUCCGCCAGGGAGAUGGAGCGGCUGGAGAGAGAGAAAGCCAGGGUAGGAGCCCAUCUAGACCGGUGUGUCAUAGCGGGACUGUGCCUGCUCACCCUCGGGGGUGUGCUGCUCUCCACCCUGCUCAUGAUCUCCUUGUGGAAAGGGGAGAUGAUGAGGAGGAAAGCCUUUGCCUAUUCCAAACACGCAGCAAAGUUGUACGGCUCGAUCAAUUUGAGAGCAGGCUCCAGCCCGACUCGGGAAUCCUGCUCACAUUUGUCAGCGGCUGAUGAGGAUUUAGAGGUGCUCAGCUGAAUUUAUGGACAGGACAAGCGGAAAGACUCAGAAACUGCUUAGAAAAUCCUACCAAUGCUGUCCUAUAAUCGGAGAUGUGGUUGGGGUUUAAUGCCUUUUUUAUUUCUAACAGCUGAGGCUACUUUUCUGGUUGAAAGAAAAAAACCUUUUCAAAGGAUAUAUUCACAUCUAUCCAAGUCUGUCAUAAAACAAUUUUCACAUGCCCAUAUGUACAUUGCAGAGUUCUGGGUUAUUGUUCCUUCUGUACACUGGCUGUUAAAAGAGUACUCAUAACAUUCUCAGACUCACAUUGAGAUGAAUAUGGUUUUUUUAAAGGAGCAAAAUCUGUUAAUUUAUUUUUGUUUAUUUUUUUUAAUCUUUUGGUUUAUUUAACAGGGGCAGUGCACAUGAAUAAACAUUAGAGUAAGCCAAGAAGCUAUUUUCAUCUGCAGUCCCUGGAAAAAUGUUAAAAAGUCACCCUAAAAAAGAAUAAAAUACUUAAAUUUAUGAAGUUAUUCGGAUCAUUUAUGAGCCUUUAGAGCAAUAAUAAAGAGAGAAGAGCAUGUUAAUGUUAAAAAAUACAGGACAUUAUACUACGUUUCAUUGUCAAGUGCUAAUUAAAACAUGCAAGACAGAAACCACAAUACUAAUGCGAUGAAAUGUAAUAGGGAAUAUUCAUGUUUAUAGAAAUACGGACUGAACAAGAAAACAUUGUGCUGCUAAUUAAAACAUGCAAAGCAGAAUCACAGACAUAAAAAGUACAUACAAAAUAUCAGUCCCUCUGGCACAAUUAAAGCAAAGCCACAAUGCAUACCAGAGAUAUUGUGUUUUUUAUUCCACUCAUUUUUGUUCCCUUGU
This is a messenger RNA of Thunnus maccoyii (southern bluefin tuna), 1317 nucleotides long. RefSeq names its product transmembrane protein 74. The transcript has a single exon. NCBI's taxonomy places the organism in Eukaryota, Metazoa, Chordata, Actinopteri, Scombriformes, Scombridae. The annotation marks the transcript as partial. The record is from RefSeq and is a predicted model, not a curated record.